CCUCCCAAGUCCCAACUCAAACAGAAUUAAGCACAGCCGAUCUAGCCUCUCCAAUGGCGUCAUCGUCCGUCGCCUCCCUCUUCUCUGCGGCCUCGGCUCUCCCCGCCGGCGUUGGCGGGCGCCAACAGCAGCGGCAGCCGAGGCGGCUGGUGGUGGCGGCGGCGGCGAAGCGCCGGUACAAGGGGACGGUGAGGAGGGAGGCGGCGCUGGCGGAGCUGGUGGAGCGGAAGGUGGCGGAAGCGAUGGAGGCGUGCGCGGGGCGCGAGGCGGAGGCCGGGUGCCGCGUGGCGUGGGACGAGGUGGAGGAGGUGAGCCGGGCCAGGGCCGACCUCCGCCGCCGCAUCGCCGAGGCCCCCGGCGACCCGCUCGAGCCCUUCUGCGCGCACAACCCCGACGCCGACGACUGCGCCGUCGUCUACGUCGACGACUGACUGCGCCAUGCGUCCGCCGCGGCUCGCUUCUUCAAUCUGGCUCUGAAUCACCAUGGGCGUGGUUCUUUGUUUACUGCGUGCAGAUCGAUCGAGGCUCCAGAAAGAGAACAUGUUUCAGCUUUCAGCUUUGCAUUGAAUUAUCACAGACACGUUAGUAGUAACAAUGGUAUGAUUAGGCACCAUUAGCUUUGCUUCAUCAAUCAGAGAGUGAACAAGAAUUUACUUCAGUUCUUGGCGGUUUCAUCUGCCCCCUGUAUGCUAAAUCUGAAUGCGACGAGCAUUUCUGAUCGUAGUCUACGACUGCCUGCGCCUGGUGAGGGCAACUCAAGAUCGAUCAAUAUCCACUCAUGUGUUUUAUAAGAUUGAUUGCAAUUCAAAACCA
Molecule: messenger RNA, 813 nt
Organism: Panicum virgatum (switchgrass)
Lineage: Eukaryota; Viridiplantae; Streptophyta; Magnoliopsida; Poales; Poaceae
Product: calvin cycle protein CP12-3, chloroplastic-like
Exons: 1
Coding region: 54-431 (125 amino acids)
Biological process (GO): negative regulation of reductive pentose-phosphate cycle
Cellular component (GO): chloroplast
Source: RefSeq, a predicted model, not a curated record